Molecule: messenger RNA, 2466 nt
Organism: Penicillium samsonianum
Lineage: Eukaryota; Fungi; Ascomycota; Eurotiomycetes; Eurotiales; Aspergillaceae
Exons: 2
Coding region: 1-2466 (821 amino acids)
Source: RefSeq, a predicted model, not a curated record
AUGAAGGACGCGGUCGCUUGGUUGUCGUUGUUGGCGAUUGUUUUCAAUUUGGUGACAUCAAGUCACAGCAGUUUAGUCAACAGAGCGCCUGCGCUGUCGGCGGAACAAGAGGACGGAUUGACUGCCACAGUAGGAGUUGGGGUUACACUUUGGCUCGGUGAUGGCGAGUCUUGCACCGCUGAAACUAUCACCGGAACUUCCACGCAGACUGGGAAUAUCUCUCCAGGCGCGACUACAAUUACUAUCACCGAGGCUACUACCAAGACUAUUAGUGGUUGUCGAAAUGGCCCUACCCUGAGUGCCAACGCCGAUGUUGGCAUUGGACCGGUGGCUGUUUAUGCAAAUCUCGCCAUAGCGUUGCCCGGAAAUGGAUCUAUAAAGACGGUCACGGAUUAUACAACCAUUACCCGGACAUCGUGCUCAUGCACAGAUGACUCGACUGUCACGCCGACAACCUCCAGCAUGCCUGGGACGACCACCUCGAGCGAACCGGUGACAACCACCUCGAGCGUACCGGUAACAACAACCUCCAGCGUGCCUGGGACAACCACGUCCAGCGUAUCGGUGACAACCACCUCGAGCGAACCGGUGACAACCACCUCGAGCGUACCGGUAACAACCACCUCCAGCGUGCCUAGGACAACCACGUCCAGCGUAUCGGUGACAACCACCUCGAGCGUCCCGGUGACAACCACGUCCAGCGUACCGGUGACAACCACUUCGAGCGUACCGGUAACAACAACCUCCAGCGUGCCUGGGACAACAACCCCAACAACAUCGACGACCAUUAGUGAUUCAACUACCACUCCCCCGGGAACUACGACUACAGCAACCACUACAGUGACAACCAGAACCACUUCCAGCUCUGUAGGUGUUACUACUAUUCCAGAGUCGACAACAUCAGCGAUUACCACCGGUGGUUCAACUGUCACAAUCCCAAACACCACUGUCACUGUACCGGGAACAACACUUCCAGGGACCACUGUCACGACAAUUAUUACUGAGCCUGCCACCACCUUUACUGUAUCGGAUGGUAGUAGCACUUUAUCCGGGUCGACCCGUACCACAACUGUCACCGGUCCUCCAAAUACAGUGACUGUCAGCGAUUCAACAACCAUUAUCGACACUGUCACUAUCCCAGAUUCGCAAACAACCAAAACAGUCCCUCCAUCUAGUACUGACGCCGUUACCGGGCCAGGUACCACAUCGACCCAGAUUUCUGGCAGCCCUACGACGGUAUCUGUCUCUGUAUGCUCCAGUCUUAUUAGCAAUCCAUCGUACACACCCUCCGCCGUGUUGCCAGAUGACUAUACCUGGGGCUGCGCACCCGGGUAUCUCUGUAAACCACGCCAUACAGGUGACCGCUCGGAAUGCAACGUUGAAGCAGGUCUUCCUGACCCCGGAUACGUCUGCAGCCCCUCAGACUGCAUUGUGGCUCCGCCUUUAGACGUUCAUCCGUCUUGGCAGUACAAUGUCUCGAAUAAUUAUUACAACCUCAACCCGGAGGACUUUGGUCUCAAUUACUCUAUCUUCCAGUUCUCGGAAGACCCAGUUGCAGCCAACAGUAAGCGCGACAUGUACUUAUGGGACUUCGCUGUCGCCCAAAAGAUCAAAAGGGUCGACAUAACGAAUAUUCCUACUGUUUGUUACAAUGAUUGCAACGAUGCUGCACAUGAGCCGCAGAUGCUUGGAAAGACACCUGAGCUUUGCAAGAGUGACUCGGCGUUCAUGGAAAACCUGGAUAUUUGCGAGGAAUGCAUUACUAAUAACGUUGAAUCUGACUCUAAUCAAUAUUCGUCCAGAAUGUUGCCAACGUUUGCACAGUGGCUGAAUUUCUGCUCCGAUAUGGUCACUUCCACAACAGGGGAAAGUGCCACUAGCACUAAAAUGGAAACUACGGCGACGAGCACCCGAAUCACCACUACUACCAGUACGGAAGCAACGACAGCAGUCACAAUCACGAGUACUGAAGCGACGAGCACUGAGAAUACGAGCACCGAGGCCACAAAUACCGAGACAACGAGCACUCAGUCCUCCGAAGAAAGCACUGCUACCAUUGGGACCGAUGAAUCAUCCAGCCCAGUGGAGACAACUCAUCCAGUCACUCUCAUCACAACCUCAGUGACUGGUUCACUUGUGACAACUUCUUUCUCUGGAUAUGUUGUGACAAUCUCAACGUCAGGAUCCCUCAUCACAAGCUCAGUACCUGGAUCGAUUGCGACAACAUCAGUCUCUGGUUCGCUUAUCACCACAUCAUUGCCCGGUUCAAUCAAGACCUUGUCCAGCACUCUGGGCACAGGGGCUGGCGAUUCUUCCGGUAGUGAAUCGGGUCCGGGUCGCGGAAGUCAGACUGGUUCGGCAACUCCCUCUACCUCUUCUCCGGCCUUCAAUGCGGCAAGAUCUUUAAAUAUCCCGCAUAUUGGCUUAAUAGGUCUAUUAUGGGCUGCCUUCGCGCCACUUCUUUAG